Molecule: messenger RNA, 2158 nt
Organism: Zophobas morio
Lineage: Eukaryota; Metazoa; Arthropoda; Insecta; Coleoptera; Tenebrionidae
Product: glutamine--tRNA ligase-like
Exons: 20
Coding region: 36-2144 (702 amino acids)
Biological process (GO): translation; glutaminyl-tRNA aminoacylation
Cellular component (GO): cytosol; aminoacyl-tRNA synthetase multienzyme complex; cytoplasm
Molecular function (GO): glutamine-tRNA ligase activity; ATP binding
Source: RefSeq, a predicted model, not a curated record
AAGCUGGCAAGCACGAAAUUAUUGUUGAGUAUAUUAUGACAGGAAAAAUCAAUACUGAUCCUCAAUUAAACGCGGCCUUGGACUAUUUUAAAACUGAGGAUCAAAGCUCUGGAUUUAACUUUGAAAGUUUUGAUUAUAAGGUGGGAGUAGGAGUUAACGUAACUAAAGAAGAGAUUUUGGAAAGCGUACAGAAGCAUUUUAAGAAUGAGUUAGAAACUAUUAUAGAACAGCGCUACUUUUUUAACUUUGCUAAAGUUAUAUCAAAAGUUGCUAAUGAUCUUAAAUGGGCCGACCGAAAAGCCAUAGUGGAGUGUGUCGACUUGGAAAAACUGAAGCUUUUGGGCCCCAAAACGGAAUCUAACAGUCUUUUACAAGCUGAAGGCAGAAACAAAGAGUCAAAACGUAAGACCACUGUAUCGUCCACCCCGAACAGUUCUGAGCCUGGAAGUUUUAUAUGGUCAGUUUUAUCCAAACUCCAUAAAGUUGGAGAGAACUACAAUGCGGACGGCUACGUCAUCACUCCGAACACCACGCGACUUCUUAGAGAGCAUGUGAAAGCUUGUGAAGGGAAGUAUCGGACUCGCUUCCCCCCAGAACCUAACGGAAUUUUACACAUCGGGCACGCAAAAGCGAUGAAUUUAAAUUUUGGAAUCGCUAAGCUUAAAGGAGGUCAUUGUAUUUUGCGCUACGAUGACACCAACCCGGAAGCUGAAGACGUCCGCUUUUUUACUGAAAUCUUAAACAUGGUAGAAUGGUUAGGACAUGAGCCUUGGAAAGUCUCGCACACUUCUGACUAUUUUCAUGAGUUAUAUGACUUCGCUAAAGAGCUAACUCGUCGUGGCCUGGCUUACGUCGAUCAUCAAACUGCUGAGGAAAUAUUUGAAGAAAGAGGAGGAGAAAAUAAAGGGCCGCGAAGGGAAAGCCCAUACAGAAAUAGACCCAUUGAUGAGAACUUGCGUCUUCUGGAAGAAAUGCGGAAGGGUUUGUGGGAUGAAGGCUCCGCAUGUUUGAGGAUGAAACAGGAUAUGAGGGAUGGCAACCCUCAAAUGUGGGACCUUGUGGCCUACCGGGUAAAGUUUGUCCCUCACCCUCGCACAGGCAGUGAGUGGUGCAUUUAUCCCUCUUACGACUUUGCGCAUUGUCUGGUGGACUCUUUGGAAAAUAUCACCCAUUCUUUGUGCACGGCGGAGUUCCAACAGAGCCGCAUUUCUUAUUACUGGCUUUGUAACGCAUUGGAUGUUUACUGUCCCGUUCAGUGGGAGUUUAGCCGAUUGGAAAUAGCUAAUGCUGUCCUUUCGAAAAGAAAAAUUCUGAAACUAAUUGAGAAAGCCAUUGUCACGGGCUGGAGCGACCCGCGUCUGCAUACGCUUCCCGCUUUGAAGAGACGCGGCUACCCGCCUGAGGCCAUCAAUGAUUUUUGUGAAAGAGUCGGGGUCACUACGGCCACCAGCACAGUAGACAACUCUCUACUUGAGGCAUGUGUGAGAAAUUACCUUAACGAACACGCUCCUCGCACGAUGGCCGUCUUAAAUCCCUUGAAAGUCACUCUUAUUAAUUAUUCUCAAGGCGUUAUUGAAGUAGAGGCUCCCGACUUCCCGACUCGAGCAAAUACAACUAAACAUAAGUUACGGUUUGAUGGAGUCUUCUAUAUCGAACGCGAUGAUUUUCGUGAAAAGCUAGAGAAAGACUACAAGCGGCUAACUUUGGAGCAACCAGUUGGUCUUUCUCAUAUUGGAUAUGUCAUUACCGUCGCUGAUAUUAUUCGAGACCCGGAAGGCAAUAUUCUGGAGUUGAAAGUUACCUACUCCCCGCGAGAAAGCACCGUCCGCAAAGUGAAAGCCUUUAUCCAUUGGGUCUCUGACCCUGCUGAGGCCGAAGUGCGAUGGUAUUAUCCUUUACUAAAGGAAAGAAAAGGCGAGAAAACAACCGAUUUCUUAGAUCUUGUUAAUCCAAAUUCCUUAAAGAUCUAUCCGGAAGCCUUAAUCGAUAAAGGAAUUAUGAACGCUUCAGUUGGCGAACGUUUUCAAUUUGAACGAAUCGGCUAUUUUAGUGUUGAUGCUGACAGUAGUUCUUCGCGUCUCGUUUUUAACUUGACUGUUACUUUGCGCGAAGACAAAGGCAAAAAAUAUAACAAGAAUCUUUAAUUUGCGCUGAAAUU